CCGAGGCCUCUGGGUAGGUGAGGCUGUAGGCCGCCUCUCACUGCGCGGCCUUGACGGCUGCUGCUGCGGCGCCGGUCCCUCUGGGAUGGCUACCCUGGUUGUAAACAAGCCUGGAGCGGGACUUGACAGUGGCCGUCAGGGCAGCCGUGGGACGGCCGUGGUGAAGGUGCUGGAGUGUGGAGUUUGUGAAGAUGUGUUCUCUUUUCAAGGAGACAAAGUUCCUCGCCUUCUGCUCUGUGGCCACACAGUCUGUCAUGACUGUCUCACCCGCUUGCCUCUUCAUGGAAGAGCAAUCCGUUGCCCUUUUGAUCGACAAGUAACAGAUCUAGGAGAUUCAGGUGUUUGGGGAUUGAAAAAAAAUUUUGCUUUGUUGGAACUUUUGGAACGACUGCAGAAUGGACAUGUUGGUCAGUAUGGAGCUGCAGAAGAAGCCAUUGGGAUAUCUGGCAAGAGCAUCAUUCGUUGCGAUGAAGAUGAAGCCCAUGUGGCAUCUGUAUAUUGCACUGUAUGUGCAACCCACUUGUGUUCAGAAUGUUCCCAAGUUACUCAUUCUACAAAGACAUUAGUGAAGCACAGGCGAGUGCCUCUAGCUGAUAAACCUCAUGAGAAAACCAUGUGCUGUCAGCAUCAGGUGCAUGCCAUUGAGUUUGUUUGCUUGGAAGAAGGCUGUCAGACUAGCCCACUUAUGUGCUGUGUCUGCAAAGAAUAUGGAAAACACCAAGGUCACAAGCAUUCAGUAUUGGAACCAGAAGCUAACCAGAUCCGAGCAUCAAUUUUAGAUAUGGCUCACUGCAUACGGACCUUUACUGAGGAAAUCUCAGAUUAUUCCAGAAAAUUAGUUGGAAUUGUUCAGCACAUUGAAGGAGGAGAACAAAUAGUGGAAGAUGGAAUUGGAAUGGCCCACACAGAACAUGUGCCAGGUACUGCAGAGAAUGCCCGGUCAUGUGUCCGAGCUUAUUUUUCUGAUCUACAUGAAACUCUUUGUCGUCAGGAGGAAAUGGCUUUAAGUGUUGUUGAUGCUCAUGUUCGAGAGAAACUGAUUUGGCUGAGGCAGCAACAAGAAGAUAUGACUGUUUUGUUGUCCCAGGUUUCAGCAGCCUGUCUGCAUUGUGAAAAGACUUUGCAACAGGAUGAUUGUAGAGUUGUCUUGGCAAAACAAGAAAUUACAAGGUUACUGGAAACACUGCAAAAACAGCAGCAGCAAUUUACAGAGAUUGCAGAUCACAUUCAGUUAGAUGCCAGCAUCCCUGUCACUUUUACAAAGGACAAUAGAGUUCACAUUGGACCCAAAAUGGAAAUUCGAGUUGUUACAUUAGGAUUAGAUGGUGCUGGAAAAACUACUAUUUUGUUUAAGUUAAAACAGGAUGAGUUCAUGCAGCCUAUUCCAACAAUUGGUUUUAAUGUGGAAACUGUAGAAUACAAAAAUCUAAAGUUCACUAUUUGGGAUGUAGGUGGAAAACACAAAUUAAGACCAUUGUGGAAACAUUAUUACCUCAAUACCCAAGCUGUUGUGUUCGUUGUUGAUAGCAGUCACAGAGACAGAGUUAGUGAAGCACACAAUGAACUUGCAAAGUUGUUAACAGAAAAAGAACUCCGAGAUGCUUUGCUUCUGAUUUUUGCUAAUAAACAGGAUGUUGCUGGAGCUCUGUCAGUAGACGAAAUCACUGAACUUCUCAGUCUCCAUAAAUUGUGCUGUGGCCGUAGCUGGUACAUUCAGGGCUGUGAUGCUCGAAGUGGUAUGGGACUGUAUGAAGGGUUGGAUUGGCUUUCACGGCAGCUGGUGGCUGCUGGAGUAUUGGAUGUUGCUUGAUUUUAAAUGUGGCAGUUGUUUAAGGUUUUGUGGUUAAGAGUUACUUUGCACAUAAUAUGUUGUAAGAAAUUCUACAUGUUAAAGACAGUUAAUCUAGGAUAUGUAUCUAAAAGGCAUCCCGGACUACAAAUCCAGUACAACAUUGCUUUUAAAAAAUUGUGUAGCAAAAUUUAAAUAUCUGAGCAGAUUAGAUUGCAUUAAAUAGGAACUUCUUGAGAAUACAUUUUUUUAAAAACAUAAUUUGUUAAGUUUUCCAGAUGAUAUGUUACCCAUAUGUUGGGAAAGUAGUAGUCACAGAGAAAGGGUAGGUGAAGGUUUAUUCUUUCAAUGAAAAAAGAAUACCCAACUGAGUGUCCGGAGGAACCUCAGUGUGAAGCAAGUGAAGCAUAGCUGCUGCUUUAACUUGGCCUUUUCACUGGAUUUUGGCAGUAUUUAGUAGCAAAAACAGCAGUAAUUUAAUUAAAUUCAAAUGCAUCUUUGGGUAAUAGGAUUACUUUUAUGUUCCGUAUAACAUAAUACCUUUAAUGCUAAGAAGUAUAAGUUAUAGAAAUUAGUAUUUUAUACAGUGUUUUAUUAAAACUUUCUCCUAAAGCCUUUUGUAUGAAACCAAUUCUGACCCAGUGAGUCAGAAUGAAAUGUUACCAAACGAGGGCCAUCACAUACUACUCAAAUGAAGAACUAACAAAACUGUGAAAGGCAGUUAUGUUCUAGUUGAUCUUCACUUAUGGAAGACCUAUUUUCAGGGCUGAACCUGGAUGUAUUAUUUCCUAGAUCAGAGCUCUAAAUUGGUCCUUCUGUUUUUCAACAUAUUUAAAGCACUUCCUAGUGUUUGUUUUAAAAAUAAUAUUGACUCCAUGGGAAUGACUGUAGGUAGAAUGUAGUAAGUUACACAUCCCAGGGUUGACUUUACAUAUAGAGGUCUAAGUAGAAAACUACUUUAAGAGAAGCCAUUUAAGCAGUGAACAGUUAUUACAUCAAUUACUUCAAAAUCUUUUCCCCAAGAAGUGCAUUUAUUUAAACAGUAAUCAAAGCUCUUUGUGACAGGCCUUGACAUUACUUGAGAGGACAUAUCUGAGUAAGGAAAUGUUUAAAAUUUACAUCACGUUUAUUAAGCAGUGUUGUGAGAAAAGUUUGAAAAUUAUGUGCUUUACUGUCUUUCAUUUUUUUAAGAACACUCCCUUAUUAUGGCAGUACAAUUUAUAUUUAAAAAUAGCUAGAUUGGAUUUUAUGGAUUUUUUUUAGUGCUCUUUAUACUUUAGGAUGAAGUUGAAUCCUAAGUCUUAUUAGUUGAACUGCUAUUUGGACAUUGAUGUCUGAUGACAAGAUGUGAUUCUUAGGUGGCACUGUUUUGGUUUAGUCUCUUUAAAAAAUGUAUUUUUGUUUGCUUUAAAAACAGUAAAACUUUUAGAAAAGAAAGCAUUAAAAAAGUCCAUCAGUAUUAUAUGGGCAGUGUGUAAAUAAGUAAAUAUAUUUUGUCCUAUAUUUUCAAGUGAAAGGUCAUGCUGUAGUGUAGCUUGUGCAUACAAGUACAUACUUCUGAAUUAAAUUAUUUAAUAUUUGACUGAUUGCAUUAACUGUGAAAAACAAAAGAGGUGUUACAUUUGCCUGUGAGCCCUUGAACUGUUUUCUCUACUAGGUAAUUGAAAAAAGUCUAACACUAACAUGUAAACUUGUUCUUCUUGUAAAUUAUUUCACCAAUUUUGGUAAACUUUGUAAUUUGCAUUCUUAGCAUAUUACUAAACACAAUUUAAAAAUUGUGCUUAGACCUAUAACGUACAUAAUAGUAAUGUUUGUGAUUUUUUUUUAAGAAGUCUUUUUCUGAGGCUCUUAUUACUACUUGUGGUUAUGUUCUUUUACGAAUCAUUAGUUAAGAUUGUACUAGUUCCCACUGGAAAAUAUCAAAUUUAAGAACGGGAGACAUUUUAAGUAUUACCUACUAAGGUUUUUCACCUUGCUCCAAAUUUCUGUAUUAAACCUAAAUAUUAUUGUAUGGUUUAUGUAAAGCAGGUUUUUCAACUGUAUAGCCUGGUCUGUAAUUCUGGAAUGCUUUUAUCAUCACCGGAAGCCAUUAUUUGCAUUAUGUAUAUGAUCAGUACAGACAGCAAUAAAAUGUUAAAACCAUUUUAAAGUCAUAUUAUUCUAAAAAUUGUCUUGAAACCUCUAGUAACUUUGUUAAAUAAAACAAAAAGCUAUUAUUUGUGCUCUGAUUAGGAGAAAUAAUAAAUAGGGUAGUGAUUCCCUAGCACAUUGAAUUUGACAUUUAGUUUAAGAUUUAGAAAUAACUUACUCUGUAUUUCAGUGUAAGUCACACUUACAUGAGUUAAACAGUAUUUUGAAAGGAGAGCUAAAAUCUUGCAUUUAACAAAGUGAAACUAUUGCCUUUUAAAUGUUUCUUAUAAGAACAUAACAUUUUAAGUAACUGUUUUAGAAAAUAGCUUGGUAAACUUAGCUACAGUAUGAACUAAUAUUGCCAAGAGAGAAGACUUUCUAUGUAAUGUUGAGAUAAUUCUCAAAUUGCAAAGUGCUAAUAUAGAAGACUGCUAUACCUUUUCCUAAAAGAGUAAUGAAUGAAAAGGACUAAUUAGUAAGUAUCAGUUGGUAUCUUGCUAAUAAUUUAAAACAUACCUUAAAAAAGACAUCUGGCAAUGUAGGUUUUUAGGUCUUCUAUUGUAUAUCUUGUGACAUGGAAUGGAAAAAAUCAUUAAUCAAAUGUACUUCUCAAAGCAAAAUUGUACUUUGGGGGAAUGAGGCAUCACCACCACUUGGUGGCAGUACUACCAAAAGUUCAGGAUUAAAAUACAGGAUUUAGGAUUAAGCCUUUAGGAAUGAAUAAAUUGUUUUGUAGAAAAGUCUCACCUAAAAUUAGGAAGAAAAGGUAAAUGUUAAGAGUGUAAAGUAAUUUUAUGUCCAACUUUAAGUACUCCUUUUUAAAAGGAUGACUAUUAACACAGCACAAAACACUUUCUAUUACACAAGGGUUUGUGGUGCAAAAUGGAUAAAGGAAGUAAUCCUGCAGAUCAAUAGAAGAAAAAAUGUAAACUUAGAUUUCAAGUGUAAGAAUGUGAAUUCCCCAAACAGGUCUGUUGAACAUGUUUCUCCCAGAACUUCUUUAAGAAUCUGUCUGGAAACUAGUGGUUUCUUUCUGGAAAGCCAUGGUUCUUAUUAUAUAAAGUUAUAAAGGUAAAAGAAGAAAUGAAAUCAGUACAAGACUUUGGCCUCAUUGUUUUAUUGCUCCAAAUUUCUAUUAAUCUUUCCAUUAUUAGAUACUAAAAUUUUUACUCAAUAUAUACUUUCUUGAUGGUAUAUUUAAUAAGGUAAGAUAUGACCUGAGAACAGGAAAAUUAUUUAGUUACAUUAGAAAAAUAAUGUGAAAAUAAUAAAUGAAUCUGUACAUAAAA
This is a messenger RNA of Manis javanica (Malayan pangolin), 5208 nucleotides long. It is a transcript of the gene TRIM23, whose product is annotated as tripartite motif containing 23. The record is from RefSeq and is a predicted model, not a curated record. Gene Ontology annotation, molecular function: zinc ion binding; GTP binding; GTPase activity. NCBI's taxonomy places the organism in Eukaryota, Metazoa, Chordata, Mammalia, Pholidota, Manidae.